Actinia tenebrosa (Australian red waratah sea anemone) is the source of this 908-nucleotide messenger RNA. Its product is annotated as N-acetyltransferase 9-like protein. NCBI's taxonomy places the organism in Eukaryota, Metazoa, Cnidaria, Anthozoa, Actiniaria, Actiniidae. The record is from RefSeq and is a predicted model, not a curated record. Gene Ontology annotation, molecular function: N-acetyltransferase activity.
AAAAAGCGUUAACCACGUGGUCACGUGGGUAGGAUUUAAAUAAGUAUAUCUAGCUAUAUUAUUUAUAGAAGAUGAAAAUUAAUGGCUCAACUAUUUUAGUUGGAGAUAAAGUGGUGCUGGUUCCUUACAGAGAAGAACAUGUACCAAAGUAUCAUGAUUGGAUGCAGUCCCCAGAACUGCUUGAACAAACAGCAUCAGAGAGACUAACACUAUCUCAGGAGUAUGAUAUGCAGAGAAGCUGGUACGAAGAUGAACACAAGUGUACAUUUCUAAUAUUGGACAAAAGAAAAUGGAUGGACACGGAACAAAAUGAAAUUGACAGCAUGGUUGGUGAUGUCAAUCUAUUCUUCAAUGAUAACGAUGAACCGAAUACUGCUGAAAUUGAAAUUAUGAUAGCAGAACAUUCCUGUAGAAGAAAAGGCUUUGGAAAAGAAGCUGUAUACAUAAUGAUGCAUUAUGGCAUAACAAAUCUUAAGAUCGAUAAAUUCAGAGCCAAGAUUGGAUGCAAAAACAAGGCUAGUCUCAAUCUUUUUAAUAAUAUGGGAUUUCGUACAGUAUCAACUAGCGAGGUUUUUCAAGAAAGCACACUAGAACUCCAUGUCACGGACUCUUUCCGACAAAAACUGACCAGUGUAACUGAUUGCGUGACACAGUACCAGUAUCCGUACAAUGUGUCGUCAUGAAAUAUUUGCUGGGAUCAUGCAGGCCCGUCGCUAGGACCGUGAUGCAUAAUUUACAGGCAGUAAUCACGUGUAUCAGUAACAAUCAAAGAGCCGUUAUUUCUUAUUGCGCAUGCUCGACGAGCAAGUAAAGCCCCGUUUACCCUGGCGAUUUUUGCGGCGAUUCUUGCUGCAUUUUUUGUGGCAAUUUUCGGAAAUAUGAUGAGAUCUUUUGUCUCAUCCUUCAAA